AUGGUGGAGACGCUGAGUAUCGCAGUCAUCGGUGCUCCCGGAGUGGGGAAAACUUCUAUAAUCCGCCAGUUCAUCUAUAACGAUUUCUCGGAGGUGUACACGCCGACCAGGACCAGAUAUGUGUACAGACCCUCGGUCAUACUCAACGGGAACAUGUAUGAGCUGAAGAUUUUGGACGUCCCGCCAAUCUCCUCUUUUCCAUCAAGCUCCAGCCAGGAGUGGCUGGAUCUGCGCUGCAGAGGUGUUCGCAAUGCCAACGCCUACAUCCUGGUGUAUGACAUCUGCUGCGUGGAGAGCUUCGAAUACGUCAAGAUGAUCAGACAGCAGAUAGUGGAGCACAGGGAUGGCAGCAGCAGUGAGGUGCCAAUCCUAGUAGUAGGCAACAAGAGAGACCUGCAGCGCCAGCGCUUCAUGCCUCGCAGGGCAGUGUCAGUCCUGGUGAAGAAGACCUGGAAGUGCGGUUAUGUGGAGUGCUCUGCCAAGUUUAACUGGCACGUGGUCCUGCUCUUCAAAGAGUUGCUGGGCAUCGCUGUGGCGCGGGGCAUGCGCCAGAACCACACCUCCAUCCGUCUGCAGGGGGCGCUACAGAGGAAUCGCUGCACCAUCAUGUGA
Messenger RNA from Xiphias gladius (swordfish), 612 nucleotides. It is a transcript of the gene rasl10a, whose product is annotated as RAS-like, family 10, member A. The record is from RefSeq and is a predicted model, not a curated record. Gene Ontology annotation, molecular function: GTPase activity; GTP binding. The transcript is spliced from 3 exons. Lineage: Eukaryota; Metazoa; Chordata; Actinopteri; Istiophoriformes; Xiphiidae. Bases 1 to 612 code for a protein of 203 amino acids.